Triticum turgidum subsp. durum (durum wheat) is the source of this 1131-nucleotide messenger RNA. Lineage: Eukaryota; Viridiplantae; Streptophyta; Magnoliopsida; Poales; Poaceae. The record is from the annotation of a GenBank genome assembly.
AUGGCGACUCAGUGGUUCUCCAAUAUGGUGAUGGACGAGCCGAGCUUCUUCCACCAGUGGCAGUCGGACGCGACGCUGGAGCAGUACACGGAGCAGCAGAUCGCCGUGGCCUUCGGGCAGGGGGAGAUGGAGGCGGCGGCGCUGAUGCAGCAGCAGCAGCAGCAGUACGCGGCGGCGGCGGCGGGCGAGCACCGGCCGCGCAAGGCGGCCAAGGUCAACACCAGCUGGGACUCGUGCGUCACGGAGCAGGGCUCCCCCGCCGACUCCUCCUCCCCGACCAUCCUCUCCUUCGGCGGCCACGCCCACGCCGACGCGUUCGCCAAGGCGCCGCAGGCCCCCAGCGCCGCCACCGCCUACUACGGCGCGGCGGCGCCCGUGAAGCCCAAGCAGGAGGUCGACGCGGGGGGCGUGGCGCCGUUCCAGCAGGUCAAGCGGAGCUACGACGCCAUGGCCGCCGAGCCCGCCAGGGCGCCCUCCCGGCCGGCCGCCCAGAACCAGGACCACAUCCUGGCGGAGCGGAGGCGCCGCGAGAAGCUCAGCGAGCGCUUCAUCGCGCUCUCCAAGAUCGUGCCGGGGCUCAAGAAGAUGGACAAGGCGUCGGUGCUGGGCGACGCGAUCAAGUACGUCAAGACGCUGCAGGAGCAGGUGAAGGGCAUGGAGGAGGUGGCCCGGCGGCGGCCGGUGGAGUCGGCGGUGCUGGUCAAGAAGUCGCAGCUCGCCGCCGACGAGGACGACGGGUCGUCCUGCGACGAGAACUUCGAGGGCGCCGACGCCGGGCUGCCAGAGAUCGAGGCCCGGAUGUCGGACCGCACCGUGCUCGUCAAGAUCCACUGCGAGAACCGCAGGGGCGUGCUCGUCGCCGCGCUCUCCGAGCUCGAGAGCAUCGACCUCGCCAUCAUGAACACCAAUGUGCUCCCCUUCACCGCCUCCUCCAUCGACAUCACCAUCAUGGCCACGGUCAGCCCCCAAUCAUCUCCUCUUCUUAAUUCCUCCAUAAUUUACUACUCAAUUAAUUACAUGGUCUCACUCACUCAAUCAUGUAUUAAUCUGAUGCAGGCCGGCGAGGACUUCUCGUUGUCUGUCAAGGACAUCGUGAGGAAGCUACAUCAAGCGUUCAAGUCGUCGCCAUGA